GGGAAUGGCUCAACGUAUUGGCCGUGCUCAGCUUUAUAUUUGCAAAGUCAAAUGCUCAAAUGGAUGUGUGUGGCAGGAGUACCAAGAUUAUUGGAGGUGGAGCUGCUCAAGAAGGAAGUUGGCCCUGGCAGGCGAGUCUUCAGAAUUUAGGCAUUCAUGUUUGUGGUGGUUCCCUCAUCAACAAAGAAUGGCUCCUAUCCGCCGCCCACUGCUUCACCAGCACAACUACCGCCACGUGGUCAGUUUCUCUUGGUCGUCACAACCUUGAGGAGACGGACCCGAACGAGGUUACCAGAACGGUUGCCGUGAUCAUUUUGCAUCCGUUAUUCGACAGUUUAAUUUUCAACAAUGACAUCGCUCUGGUGAGACUCUCCUCUGCAGUUACGUUCACAAACUACAUCAGACCUGUUUGUCUGGCUGCUGACGGCAGCGUGUUCAACACCGGUACCAAAACCUGGGUCACCGGUUGGGGAGACAUGCAGGAAGGGGACUUGCAAGAAGUUCAAGUUCCAAUUGUGGGGAACAGACAGUGUAAAUGCUUACUUGGAGUGGAUUUGGACAGUAUGAUCUGUGCUGGUUUUCUAGAAGGGGGCAAAGACACUUGUCUGGGAGACCCAGGAGGUCCAAUGGUGACUGAGCAGGAUUCUAUCUGGAUCCAAUCUGGAAUCAUUAGUUUUGGAUUUGGAUGUGCGCUGCCCAAUCAGCCUGGAGUCUACACCAGAGUUUCCAGCUACCAGUCCUGGAUCAACUCCAGGAUCAGUAGUGACAAGCCGGGCUUUGUCCAGUUCAAGUCCGACGGGCCGGAUAUUGAUAGCACCUACACUUGCCCUGGUUUGCCUCGUCCUGUUACUGAUUCCCCCCCUACGGCAGGACCAGAUCCAGAACCCAUAUCGAGUGCUGAAGUGUGUGGCAGUCCAACACUGAAGACCCAAAUUGUUGGUGGUGUCGAUGCUCAAGAAGGAAGUUGGCCCUGGCAGGCCAGCUUGCAGAUUUUUGGUGCCCAUAUUUGCGGCGGUUCUCUCAUCAACCGAGAAUGGGUCAUGUCUGCUGCUCACUGCUUCUCCAGCCAGGAUCCUUUCGGAUGGGAAAUUUCUCUUGGUCGCCAGAACUUGCAGGGAAACAAUUUAAACCAAGUGUCUCGAACCGUCGACACAAUCAUUCUGCAUCCGUACUUCAACGCUUUGAGCUUGGAAAACGACAUCGCUCUACUCAGACUCUCUUCACCGAUCACAUUCACCGAUUACAUCAGACCUGUGUGUCUGGCGUCUCACAACAGUGUCUUCAACAAUGGCACUGAUAGCUGGGUCACCGGUUUUGGAGAAGGCGAGGGAGGAGUGCCCAUCCCUUUCCCUGGGACGUUACAAGAAGAGGAGCUCCUAGUUCUGGGAAACAGACAAUGUAGCUGUCUAAUCGGAGUGGAUUUAGUCACAGACGAUAUGAUCUGCGCUGGAUUUCUCGAAGGAGGGAAAGACACUUGUCUGGGAAACUCAGGAGGUCCAAUGGUGAGCAAGCAAGAUUUAAUCUGGAUUCAAUCUGGAAUCAUCAGUUGUGCUCAGCCAAGUAAUCCCGGCGUUUACACAAGAGUGUCCCGCUACCAGUUCUGGAUCGACUCCCACAUCAGUACAGACAAGCCGGGAUUUGUACAAUUCAAGUCCAGCGGGAUAGAUAGUGACAGCAACUACACUUGCCCUCUACCUUCUUCUAAAGCUCCUUCUCCAAAAGAAUCAGAAGCCACCUCAGCAACACCAAGCCCAACGCUACCGAGUCGCACUGGUUACCGUCUUUUCUAUGCUUCAAAUGUUCUCUUGACUUGCUACCUGUGUCAUUUUGCACUUUUUAUCAAUUUAGAUCAAGUGUGCGGCACUGCACCUUUGAACAGUCGUGUGGGUGGAGAGCGUGGAUUUGUCCCAGGUGGGACUUGGCCUUGGGUCGUAAGUCUUCACAAAAACGGCUCCUACGCUUGUGCAGGAACGCUCAUCACUUCUCGAUUCAUCCUCACUUCUGCCGAGUGCUUCUCUAUUUCUUCUCCAACACCCGGAGACUGGACUGCAUAUCUAGGACAGAAAUUUUUCAACCGCGUGGAUGAGUUUGAAAUGUCUUCAACUAUUGACAAAAUCAUAUUGAGCAAACUGCCAGGUUCCAACAUUGCCGUGCUACGGCUAACAAAAGAUGUUAGCGUGAACGAUUACCUCCAGCCCGUGUGUUUGGACAUCACCGAUGAUGUCUCGUUCCCUGUUGGAACUCGGUGCUGGACGGCUGGUUGGGGAAAAGCCAACACAGGUUUUGAGAAAUCCGAACAUCUAAGAGAACUCGGAACUGUGGUAGUCAGUUGCGGGAGAACCGCUUCUGAUCUGGACAACAUUUGUACUUCCGCCUUGGACCUUCAACAGGGAGACGAUGGCGGCCCGCUGAUAUGUAAAUCCGACUCAUCUUGGUUCCAGGCGGCCGUCGUUACAACAGGUACUCGAUUGCUCGGCGCCAACAUCGAGGUCUUUUCCAGAAUGUGGCAUUUUGGAGCAUUCUUGAAGGAAAUAGUCGGCGACAUUCCAUCUCCCGCCACUAAGUCCUCAGCAGGUGCUCCACGUUGCUUCUCCUCGUUCCUUUUAUUCUUAGUGACUUUGACCUCGGUCUACCUGGUCCUGUGCGAAUCUUGAAACUUUUAAUUGCUAAGGAGACCAAAAUUGUAUUUUGUCCCACAAGUAAAUGAAAAAAAGAAAGGCAGAAUUGUCUUCAUUAUUGUGAAUCAUUUUAACAAUAGCAUCAGAAUGUAGAAAGAAAAUUAGGAUGUCAUACAAAUGCAGGCUUGUUUAAAAAAAAAAAAUACUAGUGCAAAGAAAUGUCAUUCUGUAUGUUGUCAUAAAAUUCAAUGGAAUGGGACGAUGACGUCAUUGUUUUGUGCAGCUUCAAAUAAAAAGCUGAAACGACCUAAAGUUAUUUCGCUACGACUCCGUGAGAGCGUCUCCGUCACCCGCCUGGCCGUCCAUAUCGGCGCCCUCGGCACCGUUAAUCAUCUCCUGGUAUUUACUCUUGAAAAAUCCAACC
Messenger RNA from Syngnathus typhle (broad-nosed pipefish), 3042 nucleotides. Its product is annotated as transmembrane protease serine 9-like. Bases 60 to 2654 code for a protein of 864 amino acids. The transcript is spliced from 13 exons. Gene Ontology annotation, biological process: proteolysis. NCBI's taxonomy places the organism in Eukaryota, Metazoa, Chordata, Actinopteri, Syngnathiformes, Syngnathidae. Gene Ontology annotation, molecular function: serine-type endopeptidase activity. The record is from RefSeq and is a predicted model, not a curated record.